Molecule: messenger RNA, 2482 nt
Organism: Nymphaea colorata (pocket water lily)
Lineage: Eukaryota; Viridiplantae; Streptophyta; Magnoliopsida; Nymphaeales; Nymphaeaceae
Product: probable membrane-associated kinase regulator 2
Exons: 2
Coding region: 883-2307 (474 amino acids)
Cellular component (GO): plasma membrane
Source: RefSeq, a predicted model, not a curated record
AGUCUUGCUGCAUAAAACAAGAGAAGGAAUUUCUGUAGAAUUCUGUAAUCGGUUAUGCAACCAGAAUUCUGUACAAAUCUGAUUCAUACUCAGGAAUAUUGGCAUUGUUGUUUUUAUUUAUAUUCUGUAUAUUUAUACAUAUUUUAAUAAAAGCAACUCUCCCCAAGAUUUUUUUUUCCAAGGAAAAGCCAAAAAACUCCCAAGAUCUGCAAAAUUUCGCACAAGGCAUGUAAAUCCUUUUGGUAGGGAUCUUGUUGCUAAAGCCUCAAGCCACUUGCGAAGCUUUACAGAUGACUGGCAGAAAGCUUGCUUUUUCUUGGUGCAAAAUCAAAUUUUCUUGAUGCUUAUUUUGAUGUGUGAUUCUUUCUUUAAAAAGCAUGCUUUUAUUUUAAAACCUACCCGCAUGAGCGAUGCAUUAGUACAAAAAGGCUCUACCCAAGUACAUCUAAGCAAAACACAACCGGACAAACGGUUCCUCCAUCAACUGCUUCUCUUAGCAAACUACAUAAAACACAGUAGAGAAACCUACAAAGGUCCUAGAACUUCGCUGUCAAGAGAAGAGACAAGCUACUAAGGGCGAAGUAAAAGAACAUCAGGUUCAGGAAAGUAAAGACUUCAUGGCACCAGUUUAAUCCCCAACUUACCAUAUUAAAAUCAAGAACAGCAGAGUGGUCCUUGAAGAUGGAGACGAUACGGUGACAAAAACGUCCCGGGACGCUCUCUGUCACAAACAAUUUUAAUAUUAUACCGUAUACGUAUAGGAUACGGUACGUAAGAUACCUGCUCCUGCCGCUGGGCUGCCCGAGGUUGAGGAGAAGACUCACCGGCUCACAUGACUCCCUGCAGAAACUGUAUAAAAUAAUCAAGUCAAGUGAAAAAUAAAUGAGGGAGAGACGGAUGGUGCUAUUCUCGCUACUGUCAAAAGCCCGCUUGCUCUGCCCUGAGGCAAAAGGAGGCCAUCCUCUGUCACCACGUUUAGCCCUCGGCUGCCCCACCACCAUUAACACCACCACCAAGCUCUUUUACAACUAUCCUGUACUUGCCUUCUCCCCUCUGGCUCUCCCAACUAUGGAAGUUUUCAGUAUGCUGAGGUACUGGCGGGGAGGAGGAGGAGGAGGUGGUGGUGGUGGUGGUGGAGGUAGUGCUGGUACUCCUGCCACCACCAUCUCCGCCACCGCCUUGCAGCCGAGCUAUGACGAUGGGCCAUUUUUCGACCUGGAGUUCUCCGUCCCGGACGAGGAAGAGGGGAGGAGCAGCAAUAGCAGCAGCACCACGAGCAGCGGAGGGGAUGGGGAAGGUGCAGAGGAUGAGGAGGCCAGGGACUCUUUAACGGAGAUCAAGUCGUUUGACGUCACCGUGUCGGAUAACGGGCAGACGGACUCGAACCACUCGCCCGCUGCUGAGGACGACGACGAGGAGCUCUUUAUCAAGGGACGGCUUGUCCCUCUGGAGCCCUCCGGGGCGGCCGUAAUCUUCAACGACGAGUCUCAAGGGAAACAGGCUCAGUUUCCCGUGUCUUUCCUGAAGUCAGCCACUAGGUUCAGGGUUUUCUUCCUGGGCCUGAAGAAACACCCUCAGCUUCCAGCCGCCAACUCCGCCGCCGCCGCCGCUACAGUGACUCCUCCGGCUGAGUCCCCCGCCGGAGAAACGGCUGAGGAUAUCGCGUCGACGAAGGCGAAGCAGCACCAAAGCCGGUUCUUUACUGUGAAGCUCAAGGUGGAGGAGGCACCUUUGGCGUCACUUUUCACGAGGGAUAACUCGCGGAGCGGGAGCAAGGCCAAGGACACGCCGGAGUCGGGUGGAGAUUCCGGCCAAGCACAGCCGGGCGGCCUCACGGAGGAGGCGAAGCGGGCGAAGGUAGUCAUGCAGCGGUAUCUGAAGGCGAUCAAGCCACUGUACGAGCGCGUCUCCAAGAAGCACGGCGAGAAGGUGAGCAUCUCCGGCCACCUGAGUCUUGCUACCCCGGCGAAGCCCGCGUCACCGGAGGCCGCACCUGAAACAACUCCGGCGUCCGCCGCCCCCGCCGCUCCUCCGUCGAGGCAGGGGAGCCUCCCGGCCGGACUCCGUGUCGUCUACAAGCGUCUCGGUAAGAGUCGCUCUGCAUCGGCCUCCGCAGCCCCGACGGUGUUUGUGCAGUCGCAGAGGCGAGAUGACUCGCUUCUGCAGCAGCAAGACGGGAUCCAGAGCGCCAUCGCUCACUGCAAGCGGUCGCUAAAAUCCGUCAACGAGCCUCCGCCAUCCUCGAACUCUCAGAAGGAGAAAGUGGAGGAACGGAACAGAGAAACCGGAGGCGAUUCUACUUAUUGAUGACCCGACGGUGUGUAGAUGUCACCACUCUGUAAAAAAAAAUCACAGAUUAGGAUUAUAAAACAAGAUCCAAAUGUAGCAAGAAUCGUCUGCCCACUCGGCGGAUCUCUUUUUUUCUUCUUGUUCUUGAUUUUGUAGACAAGUUAGGUGUAGAAUACAUCAGAUCCUCCGCUAA